GGAAUGGCGUGGGCCUGCUGUUUGAUGUGAUGAGAUGAGAUUUGGGCGGAUAUAAUCAGGAUGGAUGGAUGGGUGGACUGAGGUGGACUGUUGUUGGCUUGAACUUGAAGUUCGUGAGGGGGAUGAUCGAGCGCAUUGGUCAGCCAGUGGCCUGACUAAUCAGCUGGGUGCUGGCUGAGCGCGGGAGAGGCUUAUAAAGAUCGGCGAGACUGGAUCAACUGGCCUGUUGACCACCACCCCCAAAUACAGCAGAGGAACACAGCAGACUCAACUGCAUAUAGUACAGUUCUCAACUUCCCUCAUCAAUCCAUCCCUCCUUCAUCCCCUCCCCAAUACAAACACACAUCUCCAACUCACAUCCCAAAACAUGUGUGGCAUCUUUGCCUAUGCCUCCUACCUCGUCGAAAAGGAUCGUCGUUAUAUCAUCGAUACCUUGCUCAAUGGCCUCCAAAGGCUAGAGUAUCGUGGAUAUGAUUCUGCUGGUAUCGAGCUUGAUGGCGACGAGCCUGGCCAAGUGUUCAUCUUCAAACAGGUCGGCAAGGUCAAGUUGCUCCGAGCUCACACCGAUCAAGCCACCAUCGAUUUCACCAAAUCCUUCCUCAUGCAAUCCUCCAUGGCCCAUACCCGUUGGGCCACCCACGGACAACCCUCCUCGUUGAACUGUCAUCCCCAUCGAUCCGAUGCCAAUAACGAGUUCACCGUCGUCCAUAACGGCAUCAUCACCAACUACAAGGAACUCAGAUUGGUCCUCGAGAAGAGAGGCUACCAAUUCGAGACCGAGACCGAUACCGAGGUGGCUGCAAAGCUCUGCAAAUUCUUGUACGACAACAGCAAGGGUAAAAACUUGACUUUUACCGGUUUGAUCAAAAGUGUCAUCAAGGAAUUGGAAGGAGCAUUUGCCUUUGUCUUCAAAUCCGCUCACUUCCCAGACGAGAUCGUAGUUUGUCGAAGAGGUUCACCAGUCUUGAUCGGCGUCAAGACUGAAAAGAAGCUCAAGGUGGACUUUGUAGAUGUCGAGGUGGCUGGGCCUAAUGAAGGCGAACUCGAAUCCUUGUCCUCCCCCACCGAUGCGGCCUCUCAAGCUAAGUCUGGCUUACUUGCCCCACCCACCGAAGGCGGUUUGAAACCUGGGGGUGCCAAGUUGAUCCGAUCUCAAUCUCGGGCCUUCUUAUCCGACGAUGGAGUCCCUCAACCUAUCGAAUUCUUCAUCGCAUCUGAUGCCUCAGCCAUCGUAGAACACACCAAGCGUGUCUUAUAUCUGGAGGAUGACGAUAUCGCUCAUAUCGCCGAGGGUGAAUUCCAUAUCCAUCGUCUCAGGCGAAACGAUGGUGUCUCCUCCGUGAGAGCUAUCGAGACUCUUGAGAUGGAACUCGCCGCGAUCAUGAAAGGUAACUUCGAUCACUUCAUGCAGAAGGAGAUCUACGAGCAGCCCGAGUCUGUCGUCAACACAAUGAGAGGUCGAGUCAACUUUGACACCGGAAGGAUCAACCUUGGAGGCUUGAAAGCCUACCUCCCUACCAUCCGAAGAUGCAGGCGCAUCGUCUUCGUGGCUUGUGGAACCAGUUUCCAUUCCUGCUUGGCGACACGUGCCAUUUUUGAAGAGCUGACAGAAAUCCCAGUUUCGAUCGAGUUGGCGUCUGAUUUCCUCGACAGACGAUGCCCGAUCUUCAGAGAUGACACCUGUAUCUUUGUCUCCCAAUCUGGAGAAACAGCGGACACGAUUCUGGCCAUGCGCUACUGUCUCGAGCGAGGAGCAUUGAACGUGGGGGUAGUCAACGUGGUCGGCUCUACGAUUUCGCGUGAGACUCAUUGUGGUAUCCACAUCAAUGCUGGCCCGGAGAUCGGAGUGGCAUCGACUAAGGCCUACACUUCCCAAUACAUCGCGUUGGUGAUGAUGGCCAUCCAACUCUCCGAAGAUCGCAUGUCACUCACCGAGCGAAGAAAUCAGAUCAUCGACGGACUUCACGAGUUGCCCCGUCAGAUCAGAGAGAUCUUGACUCAAGAUAAGGAGAUCCAACAAUUGGCUGGUACGAUCAGCAAGGAACGAAGUUUGCUCAUCAUGGGCCGUGGCUACCAGCAUGCGACUUGCUUGGAGGCGGCCCUCAAAGUCAAGGAAUUGACCUAUAUGCAUUCCGAGGGUAUCUUGGCCGGAGAAUUGAAACAUGGCCCGUUGGCUUUGAUUGAUGAGAACAUGCCAGUAAUCCUGAUCAUGACCAAGGAUUCUCUCUAUCCUAAGGUCCAAUCGGCCCUCCAACAAGUCACUGCCCGUAAAGGUUCGCCAAUCGUGAUCGCUAACGAAGGUGACACUGGCUUGACCGCCGCCGACUCCACUCGGAUCUUGAGGGUCCCUCAAACGGUCGACUGCUUGCAAGGUCUCUUGACUAUCAUCCCUAUGCAGUUGCUCAGCUACCACAUUGCUAUCUUGAGAGGCGUCGACGUCGACUUCCCCCGAAACUUGGCCAAGAGUGUCACGGUUGAAUAAUCAAUCAUAGCAAAAGAAAGAUGACUACUGAUCUAACAAUGGUUUAGGUUACGUAGAUCAAAAAGAACAUUGGGAGUUUCCUCCCUUUUUUUUUGUAACAAUGAGGGCGGUGAUUGGUGGUGGAACUUGAGAAGUUGAGGAGAUUGUUCUUAUGUUCAGUGCACUGCUCCCUUUGUCAGAUCCGAGGGAACAAGAUUCUCUUUCUUAUUCUUCCUCAGACCUCUACAUAUUUAUUUAUUUGUUAUUUAUUUACACUUGUUCUUACCUCUUCUGGUUGUUGAUUUUUUUUUUCACCCUGUCCUUCUCUUCUCUUUUUCCUCUUUUUAGAUGAACAUGUUUUGUGCGCCCCCCCCCGCCUUUUUUGUGUGUUCUUUUAUUAUGAUUCUCAUUUUUUUGAAGUCAGAGAUCUAUAUCUACAUAGGUAGAUUGAUUGAUUGAUUGAUCAAAUUUAGAUAUGAAUAUUAGUAUCAAUUGUUAUUGUUCACUUGAUUUCUUUUCUUUUUUCUUUGAAUCAUUAAUCUUCCAAAACAUCAAUCAAUCAAUCAACUUUCUUUUUUUGUUGUUUGGGGCUUUUGAUUUGUUGGGUUUGUUGAAGUAGAAGAUGAAAAAGGUUUAUGAUAAGUGAAAGACAUCACCAUCCUUUAAUUCAAAAAAUAUAUAAGAAAAAUGGAAAGGAUGACUGUUCAUGUGA
Messenger RNA from Puccinia graminis f. sp. tritici CRL 75-36-700-3, 3173 nucleotides. Its product is annotated as glucosamine-fructose-6-phosphate aminotransferase. Gene Ontology annotation, biological process: UDP-N-acetylglucosamine metabolic process; protein N-linked glycosylation; fructose 6-phosphate metabolic process. The record is from RefSeq and is a predicted model, not a curated record. Gene Ontology annotation, molecular function: L-glutamine:D-fructose-6-phosphate transaminase (isomerizing) activity; carbohydrate derivative binding. The transcript is spliced from 9 exons. The coding region runs from base 368 to 2482 and encodes 704 amino acids. Lineage: Eukaryota; Fungi; Basidiomycota; Pucciniomycetes; Pucciniales; Pucciniaceae.